Molecule: messenger RNA, 846 nt
Organism: Pelodiscus sinensis (Chinese soft-shelled turtle)
Lineage: Eukaryota; Metazoa; Chordata; Testudines; Trionychidae
Source: RefSeq, a predicted model, not a curated record
AUGGGGAUAGACAGACAGACAGAUGCUGUCCAUCCUCGUCACCUCAGCAUCCGCAGAUCCUCGUCACCUCAGCAUCCGCAGAUCCUCGUCACCUCAGCAUCCGCAGAUCCUCGUCACCUCAGCAUCCGCAGAUCCUCGUCACCUCAGCAUCCGCAGAUCCUCGUCACCUCAGCAUCCGCAGAUCCUCGUCACCUCAGCAUCCGCAGAUCCUCGUCACCUCAGCAUCCGCAGAUCCUCGUCACCUCAGCAUCCGCAGAUCCUCGUCACCUCAGCAUCCGCAGAUCCUCGUCACCUCAGCAUCCGCAGAUCCUCGUCACCUCAGCAUCCGCAGAUCCUCGUCACCUCAGCAUCCGCAGAUCCUCGUCACCUCAGCAUCCGCAGAUCCUCGUCACCUCAGCAUCCGCAGAUCCUCGUCACCUCAGCAUCCGCAGAUCCUCGUCACCUCAGCAUCCGCAGAUCCUCGUCACCUCAGCAUCCGCAGAUCCUCGUCACCUCAGCAUCCGCAGAUCCUCGUCACCUCAGCAUCCGCAGAUCCUCGUCACCUCAGCAUCCGCAGAUCCUCGUCACCUCAGCAUCCGCAGAUCCUCGUCACCUCAGCAUCCGCAGAUCCUCGUCACCUCAGCAUCCGCAGAUCCUCGUCACCUCAGCAUCCGCAGAUCCUCGUCACCUCAGCAUCCGCAGAUCCUCGUCACCUCAGCAUCCGCAGAUCCUCGUCACCUCAGCAUCCGCAGAUCCUCGUCACCUCAGCAUCCGCAGAUCCUCGUCACCUCAGCAUCCGCAGAUCCUCGUCACCUCAGCAUCCGCAGAUCCUCGUCACCUCAGCAUCCGCAGAUCCUUGUCACCUGA